Messenger RNA from Anopheles funestus (African malaria mosquito), 1556 nucleotides. RefSeq lists its product as uncharacterized. Lineage: Eukaryota; Metazoa; Arthropoda; Insecta; Diptera; Culicidae. The record is from RefSeq and is a predicted model, not a curated record. Bases 1 to 1470 code for a protein of 489 amino acids. The transcript is spliced from 3 exons.
AUGCGUGACGUUUCACCCAGUCACCUCAGCAAGAAGUUAAGAACCCUGCUCGAAGUGCGCGUCCUUUCAUCAACCCAACUCGGGAGACAAAUAAAGCGUACGUUUAUACGCGAUAAUUUGGUUUGGAAAACUAUGGACCCAGGUCAUAAACGGCAGGUGGUGGAGAAUCUGUUCCUAACGUUCGCAACAAAACAGGCGGAGCUGUUCAAACAGUACGAUGCGAACAGGAAGAAGCGUUCCAAGAUUUUCCUCCAGCGCCUACGCUACCAGCUGAAGCGCAAUGGCGAAGCCCAUCGGAAGGAAUGGAGCAGCAAGCUGGAAGCCGAACUGCUAGACAGCAUACCGACGCGCAAGAUAUGGAAGUUGAGCCGCAACGAUCGGUGGUUCCGGGAGCUGUUCCAGCAGGAGAACAACGAUCAGGAGCUGCUGCAGCAUUUCCGCAUGGAUCGUGGAAUGUUCGAUACGCUGGUGGCAAUGCUAAGCCACGAUCUAGCACCGCAUCCAUUGCUGGCGGCACAGUCCUGCAGUACGGAGAAAAAGGUUGGGAUCGGUUUGUACAAGCUAACGACCGGUGCCGAUUACGCCACGAUCGGGAACCUGUUCGGCGUGCACAAAGCGACGGUCAAAAACUGCGUCCAUCAGUUCUGCAAAUCGAUAGUGAAGAAUUACAUGGAUUCUGAGAUCUACCUGCCCGACACCGAAGAAAUGGCUGAGAUCAGCAAAGGCUAUGAGGAGAAAAGCGACAUUCCACUGAUAAUUGGUGCGAUGGGUCGUACACACAUUCCCAUUACGCCAUCGUUGGCAGAUUCGAAAAACUAUCUAAACGCAAAGAAAUGGCCUUCUUUGAUUCUACAAGCGGUCGUAGAUAACCAUCACUGUUUCAGGCACAUUACUUGCGGGCAUGUCGGUGCAACCGAUGAUAGUGUCGUAUUGGGCGAUUCUGGUCUGUACCAACAUUUUGACGGGGCCGAAUUGCCAACACAGAGUAUCAACGGCACCACGGUAAAGUCAUUCAUCGUGUCCGAAUCAUCCUACCCGCUGCUUCCCUGGCUGCAGCACACUUACGUGACACCGCAAACGACGGAAGAAGAAACAUUCAACGAACAUCUGAACAAAGCGCGCGUUUCGGUGGACGAAGCGUUCGAGAAGCUGCGUGUACGGUUCCGCAUACUGCAAAGAAAGAUCGACAUCGAUAUCAACUUUGUGCCGCAGAUUCUACUGACGUGCUGCAUUCUGCACAACAUUCUCGAAAAAAACCAAACUCCGUAUAUGGAAUCGUGGAAGGAAUCGCUGGACGAAUUGGGAGGAAAGUUUCUCCAGCCGGAUGGUUCGACCAGCACGAACUAUACGACCACGGUCGAGGGAGAGGCCGUGAGAGAUGCGCUGAAGGAGCACUUGCAAUCGAAGUAUGUGCUCUUCCGGACGAUUGAAUACAACCAGGUGUAUUUCAUUAGCGAAGCGACAAAUUAAUGAUAAUGCUUUUCACGAUUGACGAUUUGUUGAAUUACAAUUGAUAUAGAAUAAAUAAAUUGAUCACAAAUUCGUUACGAACUAAA